Molecule: messenger RNA, 1438 nt
Organism: Polistes dominula (European paper wasp)
Lineage: Eukaryota; Metazoa; Arthropoda; Insecta; Hymenoptera; Vespidae
Product: Thiamine pyrophosphate carrier protein 1
Biological process (GO): transmembrane transport
Source: RefSeq, a predicted model, not a curated record
AAUAUAUGGUAUUUGCAAUGUAAAUCAGCUGUUAAUUAGUAAAAAAAAAACAAAUUAUGAUAUUUUGAUAAUAAUAACACUAUAAAAAAUACAUAGUACAAAUUAUUUUAAUAAAUAUUUUUAUAUGUAGCACCAUAGAAAAAGAAACAAACUAUAAAAGACUUGAAUUAAAACUUUAUAACCACGUACAAACAUGCUUUGCAUAAAAUAACCAAAAAUAUAAAGUGAGUAGUGGGCACUCUAUUUUUAGAUGAUUGGAAACUCCCUAAGUGAACACUGUUCUUUAUGUAGUGAAAGUUACUCUAUAACAAUAAGUAAUAAAGAGAUCUAGGUAAUAUUUAAAAAAAAAAAAAAAAAGAUAUUUUUAUAUAAUUUUUGAUAAUAAAAGUGUUACAUAUAAGUUUGCUGAUGACGUUGUUAAAUUAUCUGACAUUUAUACUCUUUUAAAACAGAGAAAAUAGAUGAAGAAUCAUAAUAUUUAUACAACAAAUAUUUAAUGAGAAUAAUGAAUAAAGAAAGUAAUUCAGAUCAUGCAAUUGCAGGAGCUAUCAGUGGAUUUUUCACACGAUUUACUUGCCAACCUUUGGAUGUUGUGAAAAUAAGAUUUCAGUUACAAGUGGAACCCAUAAAAAAAUACCAUAUAAGUAAAUAUCAAUCUAUUUCUCAAGCAUUUUGGUUAAUAUUAAAAGAAGAAAGAAUAUUUGCAUUAUGGAAAGGACAUGUACCUGCUCAAUUAUUAUCCAUAAGUUAUGGGGCAGGACAGUUUUAUUCUUACAACGUACUUAUGACGUUUUCUAAUAAGAAUUCAAUCUUAAAUGAGUGGAAAAAUUUGAAAAAUUUUUUGAUUGGUGCAAGUGCCGGAAGUAUAGCUACUAUUGUAUCUUUUCCUUUUGAUACAAUUAGAACGAGAUUAAUAGCUCAGUCUUCUAAUGAUAAAGUAUAUAAAGGCAUAAUACAUUUGUGUAGUGUAAUUUUACGUCAAGAAUCACCGAAGGUCUUUUUUGCCGGAUUAUCACCGACAUUGAUACAAAUUGCUCCACACAGUGGUUUACAUUUUUUAUUUUAUAAUUUUUUAACAGAUACUUAUAAAAAAUAUUUUAAAGAAACCAAUAUAAGCUUUUACAAUUCUUUAAUAUCGGGUGGUAUGAGUGGUUUGAUGGCUAAAACAAUUGUAUAUCCGAUGGAUUUAGCUCGAAAAAGACUCCAAAUCCAAGGUUUUAAAGAUGGUAGGAAAGGAUUUGGUAAAUUUUUUGAAUGCAAAGGUCUGAUAGAUUGUUUCAGAGUUACGAUAAGAGAUGAGGGUGCAAAAGGUUUGUUUAAAGGCUUAUUCCCGAGUCAAUUGAAAGCUGCAUUAACAACAGCUUUACAUUUUACUUUUUACGAACAAGCUCUAUUAUUCUUAAAAGAAAUUUUAUAAUACUCAUUUGAAAGAUAAUUG